AUCAAUCACAUCAUGGCUGGCCUGCAAAGUGUUGUCGGUGAGUCGGUUCUUUAAUUCCACACCACCACCACCCUUAAAUCCCACACUGGAAGGAGGUCAUUCGGCCCAUUAUGUCUUGCUGGCUCUUUGAAGGAGUAAUUCACCUUGUGCCACUACCCCCCCAACAACCCUCUUCCCCCUGGCGUUGCACGUUUUUCCUUUUCAGUCACGUCAUGCUACCCAAGAAGAUAGCAAAGCUGGUCCCCAAGACACACCUCAUGUCCGAGACCGAGUGGAGGAACCUGGGAGUUCAGCAGAGCCCGGGCUGGAUUCACUACAUGAUCCACGAGCCAGAGCCUCACAUCUUGCUGUUCAGGAGGCCCCUUCCAAAGAAAGAACUCGAAGCAAUCUGACCACCUGGACCUGGACGCCAAGCGCCCCCUCCAACACGAAGCCCCUUGUCUCAGCUCCAACCAGCCAGAUCUCUCUGCGGACCGGAACCCUGGGAGCCAGGAUUAUAGUGACCGCCUUCUCUCUCAAACCACUCUCUUUUCUCGUUUUCAUUGCACCGUUUGUGGAAAGACUCAGCCCGAAACCUUCGACGCUACAAAUCCAGCUCCUCCCACCCACCCACCGCACCCCCCCCACCCCCCCAACUUCUCAGUAGAACCACAGAACAGACCGACCCGUGUGAAAGGCCCUUUUGAAUGACCGCUCGCUCCAGAAUGCCUGCCUCCUUCUCGGGCCCAGCCACCAUCUUUCUUUUCUGGUGUUACAGACGUCUUGGGGGCAGGGUUCCCCCGGGUGGGUGGGAGGUGGGCAUCAUGGUCACUCCGGGACCCCAGCUGUGGUCAGUUAUCCUACACCUGCCACCAUCCCCCCCCAACCCCCUUACCCCAUUCCCGUGUGCACUGGCUAGCUCCAGCCUGGGUGACACCCACCCUCGUAGACAAUUGUGGUGGUGGGCAUGCGACCAUCAACCUAUGGUGCAAGCCCAACCGUCUCCUGACAAGGCCGGACUGAAGCGGCUCAAGCGGCCCCCUCUGCCUCAGGCGGAGUCAUCCCCCCCCUCCUCCAAAUUUGGACAGUGCCCACAAGGGAGUAUUCCCAAGCCAACCACACACCCCCACCCCCCCUCACCCACGCGGGCGCAGGCGGCCGGAUUUCGGGUGCCCCCAUCAUGGCAACUCCAGGAUCUCAGAGGCCAGUCGGAUCUUCCCCUUGUCUUCGUCUUGUUUUGUGGCCUCCAGCUGCCCUCUGUCCAUCAGACAUAGGAACAGAAAUUAGGCCAUUCGGCCCAUCGAGUCUGCUCCGCCAUUCAAUCAUGGCUGAUAGGUUUCUCAACCCCGGACGGGGGCGCAGCCACCAACAGGGCCCAAUCUCUGGACGUGUGAUGCAGUGACUGGAGGGAGACCCCCCCCCUCUUCUGUCCCAGUGCUGCUGCUGCUGAGGAGGAGGAACCUGUGGGGGAAACCUGCUGCGAUUAAGGUUUUACUUCAUCGUCAGAUUAUUUUAACCGUUAUUUUUUUCAUGAAUUUUCCCCCCCAUGUUCCUGGUUAAUAGGAGGAAGGCCAUUCAGCCCCUCGAGCCUGUGCCAACAUUAUUCCAAUCCUGGCUGGUCUGUAUCUUAACUCCAACUGUCAACCUUGGUCCUGUAACCCUGCAUCCAUCUCGGUUCUGAAAUUUUCAAUUGACCCCACUGCAGCCUCAACAGCUUGUUUUGUGGGAGUGGGGGGGAGAGCUCCAGAUUCCCAUUCUCCCCCUGUGUGUGUGUGUGUGAGGAAGUGCUUCCUCUCAUCACCCCUGAAUGGCCUGGCUCCCAUUUUAAGGUCCUAACCCCCUUGCUCUGGACUCCCCACCCCUCCACUAGAGGGAAUAGUUUCUCAUUAUUGACUCUAUUGAAUCAUUUAAUCAUCUUAAACCCUUUGAUUAGGUCACCCCCUUAAUCUUCUACACUCACGGGAAUACAGAGCAAGUUUAAUUAAUUCGUUCACAUCAUUUAUUGUGAAUCCCUAAUCGCAUUUAAGAGUCAACCACACGACUGUGGGUCUGGAGUCCCAUGUAGGCUAGAUCCAGGUAAGGAUAGCAGAUUCCCCUUUCCAAAGCAGAUGGGUUUUUUAUGACAAUGGUUUGAAGGUCAUC
This is a messenger RNA of Carcharodon carcharias (great white shark), 2121 nucleotides long. Its product is annotated as cyclin-dependent kinases regulatory subunit 1-like. Gene Ontology annotation, biological process: regulation of mitotic cell cycle. The transcript is spliced from 3 exons. The coding region runs from base 111 to 392 and encodes 93 amino acids. NCBI's taxonomy places the organism in Eukaryota, Metazoa, Chordata, Chondrichthyes, Lamniformes, Lamnidae. The record is from RefSeq and is a predicted model, not a curated record. Gene Ontology annotation, molecular function: cyclin-dependent protein serine/threonine kinase activator activity; histone binding; protein kinase binding. Gene Ontology annotation, cellular component: SCF ubiquitin ligase complex; cyclin-dependent protein kinase holoenzyme complex.